CUCAAAAAAGUUAACAAAAAGUCAAACAAGAGUUUCUGAUCGAUCAGAACGACGAGAACCACUGAUUAGUGUCUUUCGACUCUUUAAUUCAAAUCGUUUUUAUUUCAGUUUUUAUUCAAUCAUUUCUUCGAGUUUUAUAUUUUAACAAAACGACAUUUUCUUAAUUGAAUUUUAGUUUUAAUUUUAUUUGAUAUACAAUUAUUCACAACAAAUUUUAAGCCAAACAAUGGACUCAAUGUCGAAAACGCAAGACUUGGUGUCGGCCACCAGUAUUGGAGAUUAUUCAGCUGUGGAUCGCAUUUUGAGCAACAAUUUAGAAGAUGUGAAUGCGGUCAACAAGUCUGGUUGGACUGCACUGAUGUAUGCGGCAAACUAUGGCCACUUCAAUAUCAUUAGGCUUUUGGUGCGACACAACGUUAACGUCAACUUUCAGGACUCGAUCGGCAGAACUGCGCUAAUGAUGGCCGCAUGCAAUGGUCACACGCGAUGUAUCGAUGCCCUCAUUAACUACGGCAACGCCGACAAGGAAUUGGCUGACGUGAGCGGCGCCAACGCUCUGAUCUAUGCCGUAAACAAUGGUCACGGAAGCAAUAAACUGAUCAAAAGUCUGCUCACGGAUGGAAACCUCAGCCCUUUGACCACUUAUGAGGGCCAACAAGUAAGGGGACGCUCUCAGGCACAGCAGUCGCGCACCAGAAUGCAAGAGAUGGCUUCGGCCGCCAUAUCAUCGGCCAAUUCUGUGGUCCGUGAGAGCAAAGAUCACAUCUUUAAUCCAUACGAAAAGACUCCCUUCUCUAACGCCAACUGGCCGUCAGUCGAAUCAGUCGAAAGCAAUUUGAAUCCAAAAGCCGAGCAAUUUGUGCCGUCAAACGCGUGGUCGCGAUCGACAACCAGUGGCUCCAGUAGUAUGUCGUCGACGGUGUCGUCUACGCGCUCAUCGGGUCAGUCCAUGUCGUCAGUGAUCUCUCCGCCGCCAAACUUCAAACGCAAACUGAUUGGCAAAAGACAUAACACGACACGAAAGGCACAGAAAUCACCUCUGGUUAAGAUAUCGGCUCCGAUUCCCAAAACGUUAUUCCAUGCGUUGACUCGCAUUGAUUUGAUUCAAUACUUGGAUGUGUUUGAAAACAAUGGCAUCGAUUUCAAGCAAUUCCUCACAUUAACCGAUACUGACUUUGAGAGUCUGGGAAUUCAAUGCUACGGACACCGCAAGAAGUUGGCGAUCGCUCAGCAAAGAUAUCACGAGUCGUUAGAUAUUAAUUCAACAAAUGAAACAUUUUUGGCCGACUUUUUGCUCAAUGAAAGAGUGGUUCUCAACGAAAAGAUUCAGAACUUAGAAGAAAAGCUCAAAGAACUGGAGAAUCAGUGAAAUUAUAAAUUCUUGAUUAUUUAUUCAAUUCAUACAAUACAUUAUCAUUCAAUACAUAGGAAACGUGGGAUCUAUUUCCUUAACCCACGCCUCCAGACCUCCUGUUAUGUCUUUUAUUAGUAUUUUAUCAUUAGUUGUUAUUUUAGAUUUUAAUAGUUUGACCGCCUUUUGAGAGGCGUUACCUCUUCUACACAUGAAUAUCACGUUUACUUUGUUUUUAUUUCUAUUCAUCUCUUUAUCGAUGAGAUCCUCUAAAAUCUCAAAUCCAUUGCCUUUUUGUAGAUCUUCUAACGGAAUGCUUAACGCGUUUUCCAAUUUAGUGAUCUCUGCCUGAAGUUUAGGUCUCACGUCAAUCAAUAAAUGAUCAAUUUUUGCAUUCAAAUAA
Molecule: messenger RNA, 1754 nt
Organism: Medioppia subpectinata
Lineage: Eukaryota; Metazoa; Arthropoda; Arachnida; Sarcoptiformes; Oppiidae
Source: the annotation of a GenBank genome assembly